CGCGCGUGUGUGUGUGCGUGCGUGAGAUCGGACAGCAGCUGAUUUAUUAGGGACGAAACGUAUAAUAGAGCAAAAACUCAAUGGUAACGUAACGAUAAAGUAAAAACGGUUAAAAUAGAAAAGGAAAAGGGGUUAAAUGAUAAAAUAAAGAGAAAGAACAGCUAUGCGAUCACAAAUAGAAUCUGGUGCGGAAUUGCUCGCAAGGCUGAGUAGUAAACCAAGUCUGUUCGGCCUCGAAAAUACCUUAUUUCCCGAAGGUCCUCAAAACUCGGACGUCAUAGAAAUCGGCGGAGAGCAAUCAACGGGAAAGACCCUUCUUCUGUCUCAAAUGCUCGCAAAAUGCAUUCUUCCAGAUUAUUAUGGAACCAUCCAAAUUGAAGGCUGCAAUGCUUCGGCCAUUUUCAUAAAUACAGAUCAUCAUUUUCAAAUUUCAAAAUUAGUUGAAUUGAUGAGCGAUGUCAUAGAUGUUACUGGUAUCGUAUCGUUCGCAUCAAACGAUAAAGCGACUGAAAUAAAUUCUAAUAAAACGGCUAUUAUUCAAAAUUCUUUGCGUAACUUGCGCAUUCUCGAUUGUUACGACAAUGAACAAUUUUCUCUAACACUGCGCAUGCUGGACGAUAUGUUUCUUGACAAUGCUAAAAUCGCUCUUUUAGCCAUUGACAGUAUAACAGCGUAUUAUUGGCAAGAUCGUGAAGAUAAUAUCAGCACAAUUGAUAAUUACAUAAGGAAAUUAUUGAAACUUAUCAGAACGCACACAACCCGAUUCAACGUUGUAACAAUAUACACGAAACUAUACGAAAAUAUGCACGAUAAAGGGAAAAAGUCUACGAAUCAGUUUCUGAAUAACAUUGAUUAUAAAAUACAGUUGUGCAGGAUGCACGAUUCGCAACAUCUUGCGUGUAAGCUAGAAACAAUACAGACUAUUAGAAAAAUAUAUUAUUCCAUUUCAUUGAAUGGUAUAAAAUGGGAAAUUGAGGAAGGCAAGGGAUGA
Molecule: messenger RNA, 991 nt
Organism: Habropoda laboriosa
Lineage: Eukaryota; Metazoa; Arthropoda; Insecta; Hymenoptera; Apidae
Gene: Xrcc2
Product: DNA repair protein XRCC2
Exons: 1
Coding region: 164-991 (275 amino acids)
Biological process (GO): double-strand break repair via homologous recombination; DNA strand invasion
Cellular component (GO): Rad51B-Rad51C-Rad51D-XRCC2 complex; centrosome; replication fork
Molecular function (GO): four-way junction DNA binding
Source: RefSeq, a predicted model, not a curated record